AUGAAUUAUUCCGAUGCUUUAACACAUUGUCAACAAUCACUAGAAAAAUUUCAUGAAACAAAAAAUUCUAUUGUACUUGCUGAAACAUAUUAUCUUAUGGGAAAUAUUUUUCAAAACCAAACAAAUAAUGAUAUGGCUAUUGAAUGUUAUGAAAAAUCUUUAGUCUAUCAAAAGAAUAUUUAUUCAGACUCUCAUCCAAUACGAAUAAGAACAUGUGAUAGUCUCGGUGAAGUUUAUUUUUUAACUGGAAAAUACCAAUUAGCGCUCAAUCACUUCUUAGAAGUAUUAAAAAAUAAACAAUCCAAUCAAAAUGAUGAAGACCUCUGUAUAUUACAUGGUAGUCUUGCAUGUUGUUAUCAUAUAUUAAACCAAUAUGACUUUGCACUUGAGCACGCUAAUUUAUCCUUAACUAUUAGUGAAACAUCAUUAAAUAUAAAAGACAUUGAAGUUUCAUAUAUACUUUUGGGUGAAAUUUUUGAUGAACAACGAAAAUUUAAUUUGAGUGUUGAAUAUUACGAAAAAUUGAUGAUUAAAUCAAUAGAAUAUAAUAAUUAUGAAAUGAUGAAAACGGCAUGUUCAAAAUAUAUAUCGAGUAUAACUUAUCUGAUAAAUGAAGAAAACGAAGAAAAUUUUGAAAAAAAUAUAAAAAUCUUAUCAAAUUUUUAUGAAAAAUAUGUAUUUUUAAAUGAUGUUUUAGUUUAUGAUGAUUUACAUCGAAUCAUAAUCAAUAUAUCAGUAAUAUAUUUAAAAACGAAAAAAUUUUCAUUAGGUAUUCAACAAUUUAAAUAUAUGUUAAAAGAUAUUGAAAUAAAAGCAAAUAAUUAUGACAAACAAAAAAUAACUAUCUUUUUAUUCACACGAAUUGCAUGGUUAUAUGAAAAAGAUGAAAAAUAUGAUUUGGCUGUUAAUCAAUACCAAUUAACAUUAAAAAACUUUCAAACGUUUGAUAAUAAUAAUAAUUUAACAGAUUUUGUUAUUGAAACAUUUAUUGAAUGCUAUGAAUGUAUUGGCAGAUUAUAUCAUCAAUUAAAAGAAUAUAAUUUAGCUAUUGAAAAUCAAAUCGAAGGUUUAUUUUUUAUUAAAAGACUUAAUAAAAAUCAAUACGAACAAGAAAUAUUUAAUUUCAAUUAUACUAUUGCAAAUUGUUACAUUGAGUUAGAAAAAUAUGAUUUAGCUCUUAUUUAUUAUACAAAAUGUGUAGAAAUUGAAAAACAAUGUUCUGUUGAUGUAGAUGAUUCAGAUGCAAGUAUAUAUAUGUAUGAAAUUGUUGCCGAUUCAUAUUAUAAAAAUCACCAAUAUGAUUUAGCUAUUGAUUGUUAUGAAAAAGGUUUACAUAUUUUACAAUUAGAUAAUGAUCAACAAUCUUCCAUAGAAACUGCUCAAUUUCAUUAUAAAAUUGGCUGCUGUUAUAAAAUGCAAAAAGACAGCGAUUUAUUUAUUCAUCAUUUUCAAAUAGCUUUAAAAAUAUUAGAAGAUGAUCAGUCAAAUGAUAACAAACAACAACUAAUUGAUAUUUAUUUUGAGUUAGGAUGGUGUUAUCAACAAAGUAAAAAAUAUGAUUUAGCUAUUGAAUAUUUUCAAAAAAUGUUACUUAGGGUGUACCAAAAGUUCUGA
Messenger RNA from Rotaria sp. Silwood2, 1614 nucleotides. Lineage: Eukaryota; Metazoa; Rotifera; Eurotatoria; Philodinida; Philodinidae. The record is from the annotation of a GenBank genome assembly.